AUGACGUGCUGCGAGUGGCGGCAGAGAUGUGCUACGAGCGGUGACCAGCAACAAGCGAUGGCGUGUAGUAGAGAGCAGCAAGCAGAAACGAACAACACAAAUAACAAGCAAAAACACAGAUCCAAUUAUGUGAACAUGUGUUUUAGAUGUGAUGCAAAGUUGAGGCAUUUGUUCAAAUGCCUCGUGGACGGGUACCAAACAAAGAAAGUGAAGAACCAGAAUAGGAAAUCACUUUUCAGGUAA
Messenger RNA from Sphenostylis stenocarpa, 243 nucleotides. Lineage: Eukaryota; Viridiplantae; Streptophyta; Magnoliopsida; Fabales; Fabaceae. The record is from the annotation of a GenBank genome assembly.